AUGGAGGACCCGAUGACAGCAACAGACAUCUCCCCUUCAGAUGGAAUCCCGACAAUAGAUCCUUCUCCUGAUUCUGUUGAUGCCCUUCUGAGUACAGAGCUUUACGAGCUUUCUCUGAUAGAACGUGAUCAGGUACUGGAAGACAUCCAUGGCAUACGAGCUGAGGUAACGGAGACUCCUGAAUUGAUUGCAUCGAGCCUAGAGAAAUUAGAAGGUGAAAUCAAGCAGAUUCGUAGUAAGAGUGAAUACGACUAUGCAUACGCUAUUGACCCCCAAUACAUGAGGAAACCCGAAUUUCGAUUACGAUUCUUAAAAGCAACAUCAUUCGAUGCCAAGGCUGCAGCAAAUAAAAUUGUGAAUCACUUUGCAUUAAAGACCGAGCUAUUUGGGAAAGAUAAAGUCGCACGUGACAUCUCCCAAGAUGAUCUUGACAAGAAAGAUCUGGAAUGUUUGUUGUGCGGGUAUCAGCAAGUUCUUCCAGUUAGGGACCGAGCUGGGAGAGGAGUGUUUCUCUUUCUUCCGUACCUCAAAACUGAUUUGGACAUCAAACAUAAGUUACGUUCUUUGUUUUAUUCAAUGAUGGUGCAUCUAGAGGAUGAGGAGAUCCAAAAGAAAGGUGUUGUGUCAAUAGUUUACCUCGUAGGCUCGCAGAUCGACCGGCAAGCCGCCUGGGCCGAACCACGUUUGAUGUCUAUAAUGCCGAUGAGAGAAUGUGCAGUGCAUAUAUGUUAUGAUAACGUUCUAUUGUCGCCUAUUGUAGCACUUGCACGAUUCGCUGUCGGUACUUUGACCAGGCUUCGGAUGAGAACAAAUUUUGGUCCCUUUCAAGAUUGUGUGGACGGGUUGAUGACGUAUGGUAUUCCCACCUAUGCGCUCCCAUUCGACGAAGAUGGUAAAGCCAGCAACGAAGACCACAAAAUAUAUUGGGAAAAGCGUAGACAGCAUGAGAGGAGAACUACUAGAGGGGCAAAAUUCAUUGCCUUCCCCGGUCCUAACGAUGUUCUAGUUGGCCGAGGAAAGCUUUGCCAGAAUCAUAUUGGCAGUGUACGUUACCGGAGCUUGGUGGAAAAGUACAAGGACAGGUACGAUAGAUCAUCGAAUUUCGACAAGACUGCAAUCGCCUUUAUGAUCAUCAAGAUCGUGAAGGAGUCAACUGGUCGAUUUUUGAAGGAAGAUAGCGAAGGAUGGAUUGAAGUAGACGACAACAAAGCGAGGGCAAAGACAUCACACUUGUUCCGAACACUUCGCUACAGCCAAAGUGCUAGAGCAAUGUCCAAUUGA
Molecule: messenger RNA, 1281 nt
Organism: Cylindrotheca closterium
Lineage: Eukaryota; Bacillariophyta; Bacillariophyceae; Bacillariales; Bacillariaceae
Source: the annotation of a GenBank genome assembly